Molecule: messenger RNA, 294 nt
Organism: Effrenium voratum
Lineage: Eukaryota; Dinophyceae; Suessiales; Symbiodiniaceae
Source: the annotation of a GenBank genome assembly
AUGCCCAAACCCUGCCUUACGACCGACGAAUUGACAACGGCGCUCGAAACGCUGGAGGGCUGGACCGCCGAGGAGGACGGCAAGGCGGUCACCCGGACGUUCAAGUUCGGCACCUUCACCCAAGCGUUCGCCUUCAUGACGGCCGCCGCACUGACGGCCGAAAAGAUGGAUCACCAUCCCGAAUGGUUCAACGUCUACAACCGGGUCGACGUGCGGCUGACCACCCACGAUUCGGGCGGCGUGACCGCGCUCGACAUCGCGCUUGCCGAAGCCAUGAACAAGGCGGCCGGCUAG